AUGUCUUCUACAGAGAAACGGCUGUUGAAGGAGUACCGUGCGGUCCAGAAAGAGCUGGCCGACGCAGAUGCGUCCAUCAAGUCCACUGGCGUGGUAGCUCUCCAACCAUCAGAAGAAAGUAUGUUCAAAUGGAACGCCGUGAUUAAGGGCCCGGACCAGACUCCGUUUGCCGACACUCUAUGGCGGUUGGAAAUCCAGGUCCCCACGAACUACCCGUUGGAGCCGCCGGGGAUCAAGUUCGUGGUGCUCAACGACACAAAAUUGCGCACCUCAAAAGUGUCGGGAGACUCCAAAAUCUGCUACAAGAUGCCCCACCCAAACAUCAACUUCAAGACAGGCGAAAUCUGCCUGGACAUCCUACAGAAAAAAUGGUCGCCCGCAUGGACGUUACAAAGCGCGCUGGUGGCUAUUGUCGUUCUGCUGGCCAAUCCGGAACCUCUAAGUCCACUGAACAUCGAUAUGGCCAACCUGCUGAAGUGCAACGACACAACCGCUUAUAACCAACUGGUGCGCUAUUACACGGAAAAAUACUCGAGAUACGAGUCGCUGGAUGUAUAA
Molecule: messenger RNA, 558 nt
Organism: Ogataea philodendri
Lineage: Eukaryota; Fungi; Ascomycota; Pichiomycetes; Pichiales; Pichiaceae
Exons: 1
Coding region: 1-558 (185 amino acids)
Source: RefSeq, a predicted model, not a curated record